Molecule: messenger RNA, 3256 nt
Organism: Sebastes umbrosus (honeycomb rockfish)
Lineage: Eukaryota; Metazoa; Chordata; Actinopteri; Perciformes; Sebastidae
Gene: map6b
Product: microtubule-associated protein 6b
Exons: 3
Coding region: 524-1687 (387 amino acids)
Biological process (GO): microtubule cytoskeleton organization; cytoskeleton-dependent intracellular transport; regulation of microtubule cytoskeleton organization
Cellular component (GO): cis-Golgi network; microtubule; Golgi-associated vesicle
Molecular function (GO): calmodulin binding; microtubule binding
Source: RefSeq, a predicted model, not a curated record
UCUGGAGUUUUAACUUGGUAUAUUUUCUGGUCAUGGCAGCACAGCAGAGGUUAAACCUCGUCUCCUCCCCCCUCUCUGCUGGUCCAGACGGUGACGAGCUCAGGUGAUAGUUCACAAUGCAAACUCACAGACCUCUCACAGGCAUCAUCAGGAAGCAUCACACACAGAUGUGGGUGUGGUCGCUUUGAUGCGCAACCAGAACAGGCAACGUGCAACUCCAACAGCAAAAGUCCAUUUAAACUUGAGAGUAUAAGAACAAAAUAGCCUGCAGGAGGAGAGAGAGAGAGAUAGAGGGAGGAGUAGGGGGAUCUACUUUUCCUCUUUAGUCUCAGCUAGAGAAUUACAUCAAGCUUUAAGGAGGAAUAACCCUGACUGGACACAAACUGAGAGGGUAUAACAGGGUGAGGAGCAAGUCUUCCUGAGUCGUGAGUAUUUAUUUAUCAUCCCUCAUCUAGAGUUGUUUUUUCUGCGCAUCUUUUUUUUUUCUUGCACCUCCUUUAGUAUAUUUCUCAUCACCACCACCAUGGCAUGGCCGUGCAUCACGCGUGCUUGCUGCAUCAACCGCUUCUGGAGCGAGCUGGACAAAGCGGACAUCGCGGUGCCUUUGGUUUUCACCAAGUACUCGGAUGUGGCCUCGGACUUGCAGCAUCAGCAUCUUCACCCGCAGCCCAGACAGAAGAGAACCGGAGGAGCCGUCGCCAUAGAAACGCAGCAUCCCGGAGAGCAGCACCAAGAGCCCGGUAAGGCGCCGCCCGGUGCCGGUGCCGCAGCGGCCAAAGAUGGCUCUGCUGCGUCCGUCAUGCGUCAAGACUUCAAGGCGUGGAGAGUGCGACCCGAGCCCAGCUGCAAGCCCAGGGACGAGUACCAGCGCUCUGCGGCGCCGUUCAACAACGAGACGCAGUACCAGAAGGAUUACAAGCCGUGGCCUAUACCGAAGAAACACGACCACCCGUGGAUCCCCAAAGCUAGCCCCACCACCACCACAGGAGGAGGAGGAGGUGUAUGUAAAGUGGAGCAUGCAGAGGCCGAGAGCGGCGUGGAGAAGAGCGAGAUCGAGGAGAAGACACAGGAGAAAGAGUUAAAGGAGCCGGUGAAGAAGGUGAGCGUGAAGAGGGAGAAGUCAGCAGAGAGGCAAACUGUGGAGAAGACAGAGGUGCAGAUGCCUCCAGAUGUUGUGACUGCAGAGGAGAAGAAAGGCAGAGCAGCUGCAGACGCUCUCAACAGACAGAUCAAGCAGGUUAUGUCGACUUCUAGCAGCUACAGGACUGAGUUCAAGGCGUAUAAGGAUGUGAAACCAGCGAAGCCCAUUAAAGCUCCAUCUCAGUAUAAACCCCCAGUGGAGGAGACCAGUCUGGAAACCAGCUACAGUGCCACAUACAAGGGGGAGCAGGUGAAGGCUCACCCCACUGACAACAAGCUGACGGAUCGCAGGAGGAUACGCAGCCUGUACAAUGAGCCGGGCAAGGACGCUGCCAAGGUGGAUAAACCAGUGUCUCGCACCAAACCAAAAAAGACACCAACAACAACAACAGGGAAGAUGGUGAAAAAAUCAAAAGAGAAGCAGAUUGCUAGUUCCCAGUCAGCCAAGAAGAAACCAUCUUUGGGCACCCCAGAACCCAAAUCAGAUGGAGUUGUCACAAAGAAGAGCAAAGAGAUCAGCAACAGACUGGCUGAAGCGAAACAGUAAAAGUAAAAAAAUCAAAGGCGACUUGAUGAAUUAGGCCAAUUUCUUCCAUUUGGUUUAUUUCCUUACCUGUUGUUUUUGCUGUCCUGUCAUAUAUUGUUCACCUUUGAAUGGGCACUGAUGUUGAGCUUUUAGAAUAAUGCAAAUAAUUUCACUGUAAAAUGUGCGAGUGUGUGUGUGUGGGUGUAAAUGUAUGAAAGUGUGUAAUUCCCUGUAUUUUGGUGCACAGAACCGCUUUAUAUUAUUCAGCACAUCAUUUGCACAUCAUUUGCACAUCAUUUGCACAUUGUUUAUAUGAGUUCUGUUGGGCAUCGAACUAUAAAAAAGAGCCAUCGAUACACAUGUAGUAUGUGUAUGAAAGGGCAUUUUUACCUUUAUCUGAAUGGAUGACAAUUGAGAUCAAUAUGAAAAUGAUUGUAUAAAAUGUCAAGGGGAUGCUUUUUCUCCGAGACUGUAUCACAUAAGAGGUUUUGUGAAAGUGCAAAAUCUGUUUUACGGUUGCGUUUCCUAGUUACAGUGCCUCCGCUGUAUGGUCCUGGUUUUCAUUUCAUUGUUCUGGAUGAUAUCUGGUUUUAUCAGUUUGGUUGCUAAGAAACCAAAUGAACUGUAAUAUAAUUGCCACAGCUUGCAUGCAGGACCCCGUUUUUGGUUGAGUAGCAACAUUUUAGCAGACUAUGUGUCACAGUCACAUUUUAGCUUGUAAAUUGAGCCAUUAAAGAUAAAUGUGUAGGGGCAAAUAUAAUGCAUGUGUAGUAAUAGAUUCUGGUCACACCGAAAAACAAAAGUACACACACUAAGUAAAAUCAUAGUCUAGUGGCUGUUAAAGCUAUGAACUAAUCACACCAGCAAUAUGGUUUCACCCACAAACACAUUUCUUGCAAUAUAAAUGAAGAUCCACUCCUUCGAUUUAAUGGGAAUACGGCAGUUCUUAUGAUGACUCAAUAUUGCACUCCAUCUUCUAAUCUGAGCUGUAACGCUGUAAUUGUGCUAAAUAAGAAAAAAAAAAAAAAGUAUGCAUAUAGGCCUGAAAAAGGAGAACGUAUUGUAUUUACUCAGAAAAUGUCACUCUGAAUGGGCUGAUCUCUCCAGGUGCUGAAGGACAAGGAAUGGGCCAGGACUUGAACUUCAGCUCUUUAAAAUGCUGCCUGUCUGAAAAAAUGCGCAAAUCACAUCUGUUCAUUGUGAGCAUGACAUGAGGUGUUUUUUACUAAAACCCUUAGCGGCCAACAUGGCUGCAGUGUGUGAGAGCCCAGUCGAGCACUACCCACCGUGAGUCUGCUUCCAGUUUUAGCAUCAGUGUGAGUGUGAGUGAGAGAGUUUUUUGUGUAUGACCUCUACAGCCUGCUGCCUGCUAGCAUCAAGUCUGACCCAACCACUAGACGUGCUGCUGUGCACUCCAUCACCCUGGUGCUAUAUCUCAUCGUAUGUGCUGUCUGGUUUGGACUGCGUGUGGCGUCAGACCAGAGUGAAAUGAUGAUACGACAACGUCAUACCGCUGCAGACAUGUUGUGAUGUUGUGCUUGUACUCUCAGCUUGCUCCGAAUGAACUCUGAUUAAAAUGACGAUACAGAA